Molecule: messenger RNA, 1276 nt
Organism: Salvia splendens (bonfire salvia)
Lineage: Eukaryota; Viridiplantae; Streptophyta; Magnoliopsida; Lamiales; Lamiaceae
Product: GATA transcription factor 12
Exons: 2
Coding region: 117-1055 (312 amino acids)
Biological process (GO): positive regulation of DNA-templated transcription; cell differentiation
Cellular component (GO): nucleus
Molecular function (GO): zinc ion binding; sequence-specific DNA binding
Source: RefSeq, a predicted model, not a curated record
UGAAGCCCAAAUAAACCCCUACCCUCACUCCUCUCCUUCCCACUCUCCUCUCCUAAUUUUCCACACACUAAAACACACACACACACAUUCUUGUUCCAUUUCUCUAAUUAAUUCCAAUGGAAACCCCAGAAUUCUUCCAAACAGAUUACUACACCUCCCAAUUCACGGCGGAGAACGCCAAAACCUCCGACCAUUUCGUCAUCGAUGACCUCCUCCACUUCCCCAACGACGACUGCAUUGACGCCGACGACUCCUCCGCCCCUCUUGACAACUCUUGCAACUCCACUUUCUCCGCCGCCACCGCCGAGCACCCCUAUUUUCACGCGGCUGACGUCAUUUCUAAUGAACUGCCCCUGCCGUAUGAUGAAUUAGCUGAGCUGGAAUGGGUAUCGAGCUUCGUGGACGAAUCAUUUUCAAGCGAGGAUUUGCAAAAGCUUCACCUAAUUCAAGGUUUGAAGGCCCGAACCAACGAGGCCCCACAGGCCCAACACUACAAUUUCCAGCCCAACCCAGCCCAGACCGGCCCGACCCUCCUCUCCAACAUGCCGGUCCCGGGCAAGGCCCGGAGCAAGCGCUCCCGCGCCGCCCCAGGCAGCUGGACCUCCCGCCUCUUCAUGGUGUCCCCGACACCCGAGGCACCACCCGCCAUGUCAUCCUCUUCAGGGUCUGGCGUGGCGGGCAAAAAGCCCGAGGCGGCCCGGAAGAAGGAGGCCCCGGGCCCUGGGAGGAAGUGCCUCCACUGCGCCACGGACAAGACGCCGCAGUGGAGGACAGGGCCUAUGGGCCCGAAGACGCUGUGCAACGCGUGCGGCGUCAGGUACAAGUCGGGCCGGCUGGUGCCGGAGUACAGGCCGGCGGCCAGCCCGACUUUUAUGCUGACGAAGCACUCGAACUCGCACCGGAAGGUGCUGGAGCUGCGGCGGCAGAAGGAGGUGGUGAUGGCGCAGCACCACCAGCAGCAGUUCCUCCACCACCACCACCAAAGCGUUAUUUAUGACGCCGACGAUUACUUGAUCCAUCAACACAUCGGGCCGGAUUUUCGCCAGCUGAUUUAGGGCUUUUUUAAUUUUUGAUUUAGUUUGGUAGUGUUUUUCGUCGAGAUUUUUUUUAAUUAUUAGGACAAUCGAAUCCAAUCUCAUCGAAUUUUGACGGGCUUUUGUUUUUUAGAUUUAUCAUGAUUACAAAUGAAAAGAAAAUAGUAUAGGCCUGAAAAAAAAGGAGAAAAGAAGGCUAAUGUCCUAAAUUGAAGUGUAGUUGAGAAAAUAAUUAUUGAACA